AUGCUGAGCUGCAAGCGGCAAUCACAGCUGGCCUCCCAUGAUUUGCCACAGUUCUAUCUUCUCGUGGUGCUAUAUUUUCUCCAGGGUAUACCUGUCGGGUUGGCUUUUGGUACCGUGCCAUUUCUAUUAAAAUCAGUAGCCAAAGAUACUUCAUUCACCAAGCUUGGUGUUUUUUCCAUGGCCACCUAUCCAUAUUCGCUUAAGAUAUUGUGGUCGCCUAUAGUUGACUCUAUCUUUAACCCCAAGGUUGGUCGUCGUCGAUCCUGGAUUAUUCCAAUCCAAUUUAUCUCUGGCCUGAUGCUUUGGAUAGUUGGGUAUCUGAUUUCAAAAGGAUUGCUCUUUGAGGGGGUGGAUGCUGCAUAUAAUGUGUCUUCUCCAGAUACCUUGUCUGAUAUUAAUGUUACAAGCUUAACUGUGUGCUUCUUUGUUUUGGUUUUCCUAUGUGCUACACAAGAUAUUGCAGUAGAUGGGUGGGCAUUAACUAUCCUAUCUAAGCAAAGCUUGAGUUACGCUUCAACGGCUCAGACUGUUGGUUUGAAUACAGGGUAUUUUUUGAGUUUCAGCAUCUUUUUGAGUUUUAACUCUGGGCAUUUUCUAAAUAAGUAUAUUCGGUCCACUGCUCAAGAUUAUGGGUUGGUUAGUUUCAGUGGAUAUUUAAAAUUAUCAGGAUGGAUUUAUAUGCUUGUGACGUUAUACGUUGUAUUCUACACCACCGAACACCCAGUUACGAGUGGGGGAUUGCCAAUGGCUAGUCUAAAGAAAGAUGAUGAUGAUGUCAAGGAAGUCGAUAUGGUCAAUUCAUCUGGGCGUCCAUUCACCCCAGUUGAGUACGAAGAUAAUUCACCAAUUGAAAAGGCAUCUGUGAUAUCCGUUUAUAAAUCCUUUAUUAAAGUUUUAAAGCUACCUGCUGUUCAAUCGUUAAUUAUAUUGCACUUCAUUUCAAAAUUUGCCUUUCAAUGCAACGAGGGUGCGACAAGCUUAAAGCUCUUAGAAAAGGGCUUUAAGAGAGAGGAUCUGGCGAUCACUGUUUUAAUUGACUUUCCAUUUGAAAUUAUCUUCGGUUACUAUGUUGCUAAGUGGAGCUCAGAAUCCAACAAAGAUGAACCUAAGACAACCCACCCUAUAAUACGGUCGAUUGUCGGUAACGCUGGCGUAUUGACUCCGUGGCUUGUGGGUUAUUUGGGAAGAGUUAUUGCUGCGAUUCUGGGAAGUUAUGUUAUAGCUCAAUUUCCAGUAGAUGGCCGAAUUACGAAGAGGUAUUUCCUGUUAGUUAUUAUCCAAAAUUUGUUGGGAUCUUUCAUGGCAACUGUCCAAUUUGUGGGAAUGUCUGCAUUCCACACACUUGUUGCUGACCCAUUGAUUGGAGGCACUUACAUGACUUUGUUAAAUACAUUGAGUAACUUGGGAGGUACAUGGUCUCGGUUUUUGGUCAUGACGAUGAUUGACCAUUUUACAACUUACGAUUGUAAAGGCAUUGAAGAUAAUAUUGUUACCAUUACAAAACAGCAGUGUUUGAAAAAGGGCGGCCAACCUAUCAUAAUUAGAGAUGGGUACUACGUAACAAACUUCAUAUGCAUAUUCGUUGGUCUAUUUCUAUUUUUCACUUACACCAGAAGAAAAGUGCAAUAUCUACAGGCAUUACCAAUUUCUGCAUGGAGAAUUUAG
Eremothecium cymbalariae DBVPG#7215 is the source of this 1665-nucleotide messenger RNA. RefSeq lists its product as uncharacterized. Gene Ontology annotation, cellular component: membrane. The record is from RefSeq and is a predicted model, not a curated record. Gene Ontology annotation, molecular function: acetyl-CoA transmembrane transporter activity. Bases 1 to 1665 code for a protein of 554 amino acids. The transcript has a single exon. NCBI's taxonomy places the organism in Eukaryota, Fungi, Ascomycota, Saccharomycetes, Saccharomycetales, Saccharomycetaceae.